CAAACAAACUACAAUCUUACGAAGAUAUGAUCAAGUCGUUGAAAGAACAAUUGUUAGAUACUAAUAAAAUGCUAGAGAGUGUUGUGAAAAGUCUGGCAAAGGAAAAGAAUAACUGAACUCGACUAAGUACUUGAUUGAUUGAAAUUACAAAAUAGUUCGUUAAUUGAGAAUCGGGAAAACUUAACUGUAGUUAGUUAAUAAUGUGCACGUGAACGAUUGCAAAUAAUCGAAACUACAUCUUAAUAUUUAAUAAAUCAAUUAAAAUUCGAUAAAAUCGAUUGAUUUAACUUUCUAUAUAAAUAUCAUUUUAAGCAUUGUAACGAGUGACUUAUGAGAAAAGGGUGCCGGAACCAGAAGUGAAAGUGAACGUAGAAAAAAAAAAUACACAUGUUUAAUAACGAUGACAUUAAGACUAAUGGUUAUAUUUCCAUUAAUUUUUACGAAUAUGUGUGACAAAGUUGAUAUUGAAGCAAAUGUUACUGGUGGAGGGUUUUCUGGACAAGCUGGCGUUAUACGAUUAGGUAUUUCAUUAGGGCUUCGAAGCUUUGUCGAUACUGAUAUGAUAGAAAGAAUGAAACUUGCUGGCCUUCUAACAAAUGACUGGAGGAGGCGUGAAAGAAAGAAGUGGGGUCAGGAAGGAGCUCGUGCAAAAUUUACAUGGAAGAAACGUUAAUUUUUCUUUUUUCUGCAUUUAAAUUUCUAUAUUAAAUUUGAAUAAAUUGUAUAAAAUUUAUUAAACAUUUUGAAAUAGAAUGCAUGUUAUCAUAAAAUUCUGUAGAAAAAAUACAUGAUCAAUAAAAACAAAAAAUAAAUGAUCAAUAAAAAUUAUUAACUAAAA
This is a messenger RNA of Apis florea (little honeybee), 838 nucleotides long. It is a transcript of the gene mRpS9, whose product is annotated as mitochondrial ribosomal protein S9. Gene Ontology annotation, molecular function: RNA binding; structural constituent of ribosome. Gene Ontology annotation, biological process: translation. Lineage: Eukaryota; Metazoa; Arthropoda; Insecta; Hymenoptera; Apidae. The record is from RefSeq and is a predicted model, not a curated record. Gene Ontology annotation, cellular component: ribosome; mitochondrial small ribosomal subunit.